AUUACAUUUCCUACAGUGGUGUGCCGAGGUUCUUGACGAGGCCCAAAGCCUUUGUGGUCUCCAUGGGCAAAGAUGCCACCCUGAGCUGCCAGAUCAUUGGCAACCCCAUCCCUUUGGUGAACUGGGAGAAGGACAAACUCCCCAUCCAGACGGGAGGACGCUUCAAGAUGGUAGAAGACGAUGACCUUUAUCGUCUCACCAUUUACAACCUGAGCUUGGAGGACAGUGGUCAGUACAUCUGCCGGGCCAAGAACACAAUUGGGGAAGCCUUUGCCGCUGUCAGCAUCAAAGUCGGCGAGCAGACCACGGUGACAGAAUCGGCCCCAUAUUUCAUCCAGAAGCCCACAUCCAUCCGAGUGAUCAUGGGUGAAGACGCCAUGUUCAAGUGCAUCGUCCAAGGUAGUCCUCCCCUCGCCAUCAACUGGGAGAAGGACGGGAAGCAUCUGGGGAAAUUGUCAGACUCCAACCGGAUCCGGAUUGAAUCCCAGGGCGAGAAGAAUGCUCUGAAGAUCCAAAAUACUCAUUUGGGAGACAGCGGGACCUACACUUGCCACGCAGAGAAUCCUUUAGGAUCCUCUAGUGCAGCUGCUGCGUUGAUGGUAGAUCUUCCAGAUUCAUACAGCCCAGGCAGCACGAGACACAGUAUAGAUGACAUCAGUAGCAAGACCUCUCCGUUGUUGUCCCACAUGCAGAAAAGACGAGAAGAAAUCCGGAAGGGCGAUUUGUCCAAAGUAGACUCCUUGAUCUCCACUGAAGGACGGUCCAAACUCGGAUUGAGCUUGUCCUUGGAUUACGAACGGGCUGCUAGUUUGACCUCCAAGGGACUCCGAGGCGAUGGAGGUUCAUAUUAUCGGGUCACCACCCGGAGUUUCACUGUCACAGAGGGCAAGCACGCCAAAAUGAGCUGCUACGUAACCGGAGAACCCAAACCGGAGACAGUUUGGAAGAAGGACGGAGAGGUGAUCAUGGAGAGCCGGAGACACAUAAUUUACGAGGACGAGCAAGAGAAUUUUGUCUUGAAGAUCCUCUUCUGCAAACAGGUCGAUAAUGGCCUCUACACCUGCACAGCUUCAAAUUUGGCGGGUCAGACCUACAGUUCUGUGUUGGUGACCGUAAAAGAACCGAAAAUACCUUUCAAGACAAAACUCCAAGAUUUGGAAGUUCGGGAGAAGGACUCCGUGAUCUUCUUGUGUGAAGUGCCCUGUUCUGAUAUAGAGACCACUUGGUUCAAAGAGGAGACCAGACUUCAACAGAAUGACAAGUACAAGAUUGAAGAAGAUGGGAUAUGCCGCAAGCUCACCAUCCAAAAUGUCACCAUGGAUGAUGAUGCUGUCUACAUUUGCGAGAUGAAGGAAGGCAGCAGAACCAUUGCUGAAUUGAGCGUUCAAGGCAACAUUGUCAAGAAACUGCCAAGGAAGACAGCUGUCAGCAUAAAAGACACUGCAGUGUUUUCGGUGGAACUGGAACAGAAGUGCGAGAAGUUCCGAUGGUUGAAGAAUAAGGAAGAAUUAAAACCCAGCAGUCGCAUUUCAAUCUCCUCCACAGACAGGGAAUACACCAUGAUCAUCCGGGAUUGUCAAAUGGAAGAUGGAGGAGAAAUUGUCUUUGUGGCUGAUGAAUGUAGAACAUCCACACAAUUUACUGUCUCUGCUCCAAAGAAGCCCCCAUCACAUCCUCCAGCUGACCCAGUGGUGAAAAACAAAACAGAAACCUCAGUGACGUUAGCUUGGUCUCUUCAGAAGACGGACCGGCCUAUCCCGAUUGAUGGCUACCUUAUUGAACGUAAGAAGCUGACAGGAUUCACAUGGCUGAGGUGCCACCAAGCUCUGGUGUCCCAAACUGAGUUCACGGUCAACAACAUGACUGAAGAGGCUGACUACCAAUUCCGAGUUUCUGCAGUCAACAAAUAUGGCCAAAGUGAUUAUCUGGAAUUUCCUGGAGUCUGGCAUCUUGAACCUACCCUGGCAGUGAAAACCCCUAUGAGAAAUGUUGAAGUUGCACCAGGGAGAGAUGCAACUUUCACUGUGGACCUCACCACCCCUAGUCCCGGCUCAUGGUACAUCAAUGGCAACCUUGUCCAGAACAGUGACAAAUACAUAAUUACGAGAACCAAAGCAAGCCACAGUUUAAUCAUUAAGCGGGUCACCAGUGCUUUCAAGGAGGCAGAGGUGAAAUUUGUAGCCAAGGAUAUCGAAAGCAUUGGAAGAGUCACCCUGAAAGAUGAAGUGGCCACAUUUGUCAAUGAGUCAGCCCCCGGGAUUUCAGUCAACCUUUGUGAGAAGUUUGAGCUGGUUUGUGAGGUGUCCUCAGCUACUGAUGCAGUCUUGUGGAAAAAGGGGAAGAAGGACAUCAAGCCAGACCAAAGGGUAACAUUUUCCGUUCAGGGAAAACAGCGAAAACUUAUUGUCCAAAACGCUAUCAAGGAAGAUGAAGGGGUUUAUAGCUGUGAAUCAAAAGAUGACCAACUAACCUUCCAGGUGGAGGUCAAAGAGCCUACAGAGGUCUUUUUCGACAAGGAGAAAGUCCAGAAAGAAAUCAGAGCUAUUCUCUCAGAAAAUGCCUUUCUCAGCUGUGAAGUGGCACAGCCCACGAUUGAAGCGAGAUGGUUCAAGGAUGGGAAACUCAUCACCCCCAGCAAGAAAUUCAAGAUUGAAACAGAAGGGAAAUCUCGCUGGCUGAUUAUCCGACAAGCUGAUAGGAAGGAUGGAGGUCAAUACACCUGUGAAGCAGAUGGCCAGAAACUGGCCUUCAAAGUGAUUGUAACAGAUAGAGAAGUUGAGGAAAUAUUUGUCAACCAGAAGAAGGUCCAGAAGGACAUCAAGGCUGUGGCUUCAGAGAACGUCUCUCUCAGCUGUGAGGUGGCUCAGACCAAGACAGAUGUUAAGUGGUACAAAGAUGGAAAGCUGAUCACUGACACCAAGAAGUUCAAAAUAGAAGAACAAGGUGCAUCCCGUUGUCUAAUUGUUCAACAGGUGGAGAAGAAAGAUGCAGGUGAAUAUACCUGUGAAGCUGAUGGCCAGAAGCUCACCUUCAAAGUCACGGUUGCAGAUAGAGAAGCUGAGGAGAUUUUUGUCAACAAGGAGAAGAUCCAGAAGGAUAUCAAGGUUGUAGCUUCAGAGAAUGUCUCUCUCAGUUGUGAGGUGGCCCAGGCCAAGACAGAUGUCAAGUGGUUCAAGGAUGGGAAAUUGAUCACCUCCAGCAAGAAAUUUAAGGUGGAAGCAGAAGGUAGAUCCCGGCAUCUGAUUGUACAACAGGUGGAAAAGAAAGAUGGUGGUGAAUACACCUGUGAAGCUGGUGGCCAGAAGCUGAACUUCAAAGUUGCAGUUGUAGAUAGAGAAACUGAGCAGAUGUUUACCAACAAGGAGAAAGUCCAGAAGGACUUCAAGGCUGUGGCUUCAGAGGAUGUCUCCCUCAGCUGUGAGGUGGGCCAGGCCAAGGCAGAUGUCAAGUGGUUCAAGGAUGGGAAAUUGAUCACCUCCAGCAAGAAAUUCAAGGUGGAAGCUGAAGGGAGAUCCCGGCGUCUGAUUGUUCAACAAGUGGAGAAGAAGGAUGGCGGCGAAUACACCUGUGAAGCUGGUGGCCAGAAGCUCAUUUUCAAAGUUGCAGUUACAGAUAGAGACGCUGAGGAGAUGUUUGCCAACAAGGAAAAGAUUCAGAAGCACAUCCAGACUGUUCCUUCAGAGACUGUCUCUCACAGCUGUGAGGUGGCCCAGGCCAAAACGGAUGUCAAGUGGUUCAAGGAUGGGAAACUGAUCACUGCCAGCAAGAAAUUCAAGGUAGAAACAGAUGGCAGAUCCCGGCAUCUAAUUGUACAACAGGUGGAGAAGAAAGAUGCAGGUGAAUAUACCUGUGAAGCCAAUGGCCAGAAGCUGAACUUCAAAGUCACGGUUGCAGAUGAAAAAGUUAAAGAGGCGUUUGUCAACAAAGAAAAGGUCCAGAAGGACAUCAAGGUUGUAGCUUCAGAGGAUGUCUCUCUCAGCUGUGAAGUGGCCCAGGCCAAGGCAGAAGUGAAAUGGUUCAAGGAUGGAAAACUGAUCACCAUGAGCAAGAAAUUCAAAGUAGAAGCACAAGGUGGAUCCCGUUGUCUCAUUGUGCAACAGGUGGAGAAGAAAGAUGCAGGUGAAUACACCUGUGAAGCUGAUGGCCAGAAACUAACUUUCAAAAUCACAGUUGCAGAUAGAGACGCUGAGAUGUUUACCAACAAGGAGAAGGUCCAGAAGGACAUCAAGGCUGUGGCUUCAGAGACCAUCUCCCUCAGCUGUGAGGUGACCCAUGUCAAGACAGAAGUCAAAUGGUUCAAGAAUGGGAAAUUGAUCACCUCCAACAAGAAAUUCAAGGUAGAAGCAGAAGGCAGAUCCCGGCGCCUGGUUGUUCAACAGGUGGAGAAGAAAGAUGAAGGUGAAUACACCUGUGAAGCUGGUGGCCAGAAGCUCAUCUUCAAUGUCACCAUAGCAGAAGCUGAGGAGAUGUUUGCCAACAAGGAGAUGUUCGAGAAGGACCUCAAGGUUGUGGCUACAGAGACCAUCUCUCUCAGCUGUGAGGUGGCCCAGGCCAAGACAGAUGUCAAGUGGUUCAAGGAUGGGAAAUUGAUCCCCUCCAGCCAGAAAUUCAAGAUAGAAGCCGAAGGCAGAUCCCGGCGUCUGGUUGUCCAACAGGUGGAGAAGAGAGAUGAAGGUGAAUACACUUGUGAAGCUGGAAAACAGAAGUUGACUUACAAAGUUGUUGUUGAAGAAGCUCCUGAAGUCUUUACAAAUAAGGACAAAAUGAAGAAGGAGGUCAGGACAGUCCUGAAGGAGAAUGCCAUUUUGACCUGCCAGGUGGCCACUUCGGACACUCAGGUGGAAUGGUACAAAGAUGGACAACGCAUCCCCAUCAGCAGACACAUCAAGAUGGAAUCAGAUGGAACCACUCGUAAACUGUGUCUGGAGCAAGUGGCAAUGAAGGACGUUGGAGAGUAUACCUGUGAAGCAGGUGGCCAGAAAGUGACUUUCAAGGUGGAAGCAACAGAACCAGAGGUCAAACUCCAAAGAAAAGCUGCUCAGGAGGAGACCAUUGUUGCUCAGGAGCACAAGGAGGUCAUCUUUUCCGCCAUGGUAUCACCUGAGGAUGCUGAGGUCAAAUGGUUCAAGGACGGAGUUGAGAUCCAAGAUGGUAAGAACUAUGAGGUCAAGAAGGAAAAGGCGGCUAGGACCUUGAUUGUGAAGACAGCCGAAACAAAAGAUGCUGGUCUGUACACCUGCGAAACUAUGAGUGAGAAACAGCAGUUCCAACUCAAGGUGGAAGAAAUACCAGUUAAGUUUGCCAAAAAGCUAGAGCCCAUAAAAGCUGAGCUCGGAAAAGCUUUGAGCUUGAGUUGUGAACUCAGCCAGCCCGAAGGCACGGUUGUGUGGCGCAAGGAUGGAACAAUCCUUAAAGCCAGCAAGCACUACCUAAUGCAAGAAAUUGGUGCCAAGAGAGUGCUGGUCAUCUCCAGCUUACGAGCAGAGGACAAGGGAGAAUAUUCAUGUGAGACAAGGAAUGACCAAUGCACCAUUCAAGUCACACCCACAGCACCUCGCGUUGUGAAGUUUGUCAAGGGCCUCUCCAAAGUUGUGGCAGAAGAAGGCAAAGAGGCAGUUUUUGAAUGUACCGUCUCCCCCAGCGACACAUCCGUAAAGUGGAGCCACCGCGGCGCCCCGAUUGAAGCCAGCAAGAAAUAUGUCGUUUCUCAUCGGGAUGUCCAUCAUAGUCUCACCCUCACUGAACUGACAGUCCAGGACAGUGGGGAAGUCACCGCCGAAGCUGAAGGAGAAGAGAGCCGGGCAUACCUCCGAGUGGAAGAAGCGCCAGUGUUAUUCGUGAAGAAGUUGGAGGCCAAAGUUGUAGAAGAGAAGCAGAUGAUUGUCCUCGAAGUUGAGCUAUCUAAGCCAACCCCAGAGGUAAAGUGGACAAAGAACGCGACUAUCCUUCACCCAACGGCCAAUCUGGAGAUCCAGGCCCAGGGAACAAAGCACUGCUUGGUGAUCAGGAGCGCAUCCUGUGACGAUCGUGGAUUUUAUUCCUGCGAGACCCUCCAUGAUAAGACGCAAGCCAAGGUCACUGUAGACAUGAGACCCAUCAAACUGAUCAAAGGCCUGCAACCGACAGAUGUUCAUGAGAAAGAAUCAGUCACUUUUGAGGUGGAACUGUCCCAUGAAGAUGUGGAAGCAGUUUGGAUGAAGGAUGGUCUCCGUCUCAAGUCUCAGGACAACUGCCAGAUAUCUGUCCAAGGGAAGAAGCACUCACUGACCCUCUCGUCCCUGACAUUGGAAGAUUCAGCUCUUAUUUCCUUCAAGGCCGAAGGGAUUCACACCACCAGCAGGCUUAAUGUGAAAGAAUCCCCUGUGAAAAUCAUCACACCUUUAAAAGAUCUCAAAGUUCAGAACAAGGAUGACGUAACCCUCGAGUGCGAACUUUCCAGGGCCAACGUGGAAGUGAAGUGGCGUAAGAAUGGAGUGGAGAUCCGGCCAAGUAAAAAGAUGGUCAUCGCUUCUAGAGGAACAAAGAGAAGCAUCAUCAUUCAUACAUGCGAAUACGAAGACCAAGGAACAUACAUGUGUGAUGCGGUAGAUGAUAAGAGCUCAGCUGUUUUGGAGAUCUAUGCCCGGGACAUCAAGAUUAUAAAACCAUUGGAAGAUGUUGAAGUGAGCGAAAAAGAAAGUGCUUCUUUCCUUUGCGAGAUUUCGCAUGAUGAUGUCCAAACCCAGUGGUUCAGUAACAAAAACAAAAUCCGGGCUGGAGAGAACAUCAAAUUACGUCAAGAAGGGAAAAGUCACACACUGGUUUACCGCAGUGUGGAGUUGCAGGAUUCCGCAGAAAUAAAAUUUGUGGCCGAAGCUGCACAAUCUCAAGCUCAACUUAAAGUCAAAGAACUACCAGUCAAGAUAAUUAAACCCCUACGGGUGAAGAUAGCCAUAGAAAGACACCGAGGUUUUAUGGAAUGCCAAGUUUCUCGUCCAAAUGCCAUCGUUAAGUGGUUCAAGGGGGACCAAGAACUCCAUCCCAGCCAGAAGUAUGAGAUGGUGAGCGAUGGGACCUACCGGAAACUUAUCAUCAAUGAGACCGAGUUUGAGGAUGAGGGGAUUUACACCUGCAAUGCCGUGGAUGAUAAGAGCAGUGCUCAGUUCUACGUAGAAGAACAAACCAUCAACAUCGUGAAGGAGCUGAGAGACGUGGAGGUAAUGGAACCAGCUGAAGCCCGCUUUGAGUGCGAAAUCUCCGUCCAUUCCGUGAAGCCCCCCAAAUGGUCUCUCCGUGGGGAAGUGCUACAGAAGGGCCCAAAUGUCAUCAUAGAGCAAGAGGGGAAAAUCCAUCGGCUGAUCUUGAGGAAAACCAAUGUGGAUAUGACAGGCACCAUCCAAUUUGCCAUUGGAAAGUCCAAAUCCUUGGCUGAUCUGGUGGUCAAAGAUAUUCCGGUGAUCUUCACCAGACCUCUAGAAGACAGGACAGUCCUGGAAACGCAUUCGGUGGUCCUCUCUUGUGACUUCAAGCCAUCCCCAAAAGAGGUUGAGUGGUACAGGAACCACACAUUGCUGGAACCUUCUGAGAAAUUUAAGAUGAAGAGGGAGAAGUUCACAGCAGAGCUCAAAAUCCUGAGAUUGACUGUCGGGGAUUCAGGUGUCUACCGAUGCAAAGCCGGAAGCGCAGAGACGAAAGCCACGUUGACCAUUUUGGAACGCAAAGUGGAGAUCACCAAACAUCUGCAGGAUGUGGAGGUUGAUGAAGAGAGCUUGGCCACCUUCUCCUGUGAGUUGUCUGAAGAUUGUGAGGAUGUUGAAUGGUUCCUCAAUGACACCCACCUCUUCCCCAACAACUUCAAUGAGAUAAAGCAUUUGGGCAAGUCCCACAGCCUGACGCUGAAGCAUGUCACACCAGAAGACAGUGGGACAGUGACCAUCAAAGUUCAGAAGAAAACCUCUGAGAGCACCCGGCUGAAGGUGAAAGAGAAGCCAGCCGUUUUCAUGAAAUCUCUGGAUGACGUGGUUGCUGAGGAACGAAGCACUAUCACACUGGAGUGUGAAGUCUCAAAAUCAAAAGUGAAACCGGUGUGGAAGAAGGAAGGGGUGGAACUAACCCCAGGAGAUAAAUAUGAGAUGCUGCAAUCUGGGAAAACCCUGGGACUCACCAUCCGAGAUCUCGGCAAGGAUGAUGCUGGAUGGUACACGUGUGACCUUGGGAUGGACAUCGCCAAGUCUAAAGUCAUCAUUCAAGAGCUAAAUAUCGGCAUCACAAAGCGUCUAAAAAGUGUUGAAGUGCAGGAAGGAGAGGGUUGUAGCUUCGAAUGUGUCCUCUCACAUGAGAGUCUGGAUGGUUGUCAGUGGCUAAUCAAUGGGAAUGAAGUCAGCCAUGAUGCCCGAUUCCGAGCCUUCAACAAAGGAAGGAAAUACACCCUCACAAUCAAGAAAACCUUAAUUACCGAUGCCGGUGAAGUAGUUUUUUCCGUCCGCGAUUUAAAAUCCAAAGCAUCUCUAGCGGUGAAAGAAAAACCCGCAGAAUUCACAAAACAGCUGGAGGACAAGUCCACUUUGGUGGGACGUGAAGUCAGCCUAAGUUGUGACUUAUCCAGAUGGGACAACAACCUGAAGUGGAAGAAGGAUGGCAAAGAGAUUCGGAGGAGUCAAAAAUACGACCUACGUCAGGAAGGCACCCGGUCGAUUUUAAUCAUCCAUGACACCACAAUGAAAGAUGGUGGAGAAUAUACCUGCGAGACUGAAUUUUCCAAAACAAAAGCCACGCUAUCGGUGGAAGAAGCUGGAAACUGCUUUGUGAAGGAUCUUGAGGACUUGAAGGUGGAGGAGAACAAGAAUGCCACCCUCACUUGCGAAACCAAGAAACCAACUUCUUCUGUGACAUGGAGGAAAGGCAUUCUUGACCUUCAAACUAGCCAGAAAUAUGAGAUCAGCCAAAAAGGGACAGUCUUGCAACUCCUCAUCAAAGACCUUAAAGAAAAUGAUAGUGACAUCUACACUUGUGACAUUGGUGACAGCCAAUCCAGUGCAAAGCUGGUGGUGCAAGGCCUGCCGGUAGUUUUUAACCAAGAACUGCAAAGCAAGGAAGCCCAGGAAGGGAAUAAAGUCCGUCUUACUUGUGAGCUUAACAAACCAGAUGUGCCUGUGCAGUGGAUGAAAGGCAAUAUAGUCCUGGAAGCAGGGGACAAAUAUGAAUUCAAGCAAAGGGGUCCUGUGGCCGAGCUCGUCAUCCGGGACGCAAAGCCGUCGGAUGCAGGGGAAUAUAUUUGCAAGAGUGGAGACCUGAAGACUUCUGCGCGAGUGGAAGUGACAGCAGCCCCUGCCAUUUUUAAGGAAGAGCUUAAGGAUGUGGAAAAGAAAGAGGGCGAGACGGUCACUUUGCGCUGCGUCCUCGCCACGCCAGAGGUCAAAGUGGCAUGGAAGAAAGGUGUGACUCUCCUUCGAGCGAGCGAGAAGUACGAGAUGAAAAAGGACGGUUGUGUGGCUGAGCUGCUGAUUCACCACGCACAACCUGAGGAUGCAGGAAAAUAUACUUGUGAUGCGGGAGAGAAACAGAGCACAGCUCAGAUCAAAGUCCACGCUACACCUGUCAGUUUUAAAGAAAAACUGAAGAAGGCUGAAGCUCUGGAAGGUGGAGUAGCUACUCUCUGCUGUGAAUUAAAUAAACCUGCUCCGGUGGAGUGGGUGAAAGGACAAAAAACUUUACGGCCAGGCAGCAAAUACCGAAUGAAGAAAGAAGGCACAAUCAUUGAGUUGACAAUCCAUGAUCUGGACCUGAAAGAUGCUGGAGAUUAUACCUGCAUUUCUGGAGACCAACAGAUGACCGCAGUCUUAACUGUGAAUGCCGUGGCUGCGCAAUUCAAAACUCAACUGAAGAACCAGGAGGUGACCGAAAGUGGAACUGCCACUCUGCAUUGCGAGUUGACCAAAGCUGUAGAUUUGGUCACGUGGAUGAAGGAUGAAAAAGUACUGAAACCAAGUGAGAAGUACCGAAUGAGGUUAGAAGGACGCUUUGCUGAGCUGUCCAUCCAAGAUCUGGAGGUCUCAGAUGCUGGAAGUUACACUUGCAUGUGUGGGGAUCAGAAGACCAAAGCAACUUUGAAAGUGAAUGCACUGCCCGUGUUUUUCCAAGAAGAACUAAAAAACAAGGAAGGGAUUGAAGGGGAAUCUACCACUUUCCAAUGUAAGCUGAAUAAAGCAGCAACUGUGGAAUGGUACAAGGGAUCUAGGCUGCUAAAACCAGAUGGAAAAUUCCAAUUAAAACAGGAAGGUCCUUGUGUUGAACUGGUGAUCCAAAGCUUGGAUGUCAUUGAUUCUGGAGAUUAUACUUGCAAAUGUGGAGCCCAGAAGACUACAGCUAAAUUGACCAUAAAUGCCCUGCCGGUCCUCUUCAUCAAAUCCUUGAAAGAUGAAGAAGCUAUGGAAGGCAAAGUUGCCACUUUCCAGUGUGAGCUGAACAAAAUCUCUGCCCCCAUAGAGUGGAAGAAAGGACACAAGAUCCUUAAGUCAGGAAGCAAAUAUAAAAUGAAACACGAAGGAAAAAUUGCUGAACUGGUGAUCCAGAACUUGGAAGUAACAGAUUCUGGAAUCUAUGCUUGUAUAUCUGGAGAACAGCAAACCACAGCAACUUUAGAAGUCAAGGCUCUGCCCGUUCUUUUCAAAGAAGGGCUGAAGAACCGGGAAGCUGUUGAAGAUGCCACCACUACUCUCCAUUGUGAGAUGUCUAAAGCUGGGGCUGAGGUCCAGUGGAAGAAAGGAUCACAAACUCUUAAGCCAAGUGAUAAAUACAGAAUGAGGCAGGAGGGUCCUGUUGCCGAGUUGUUGAUUCGAGAUCUGAAGGUGGUAGACACGGGAGAUUACUCCUGUGUGUGUGGAGAUCAGAAGACCACAGCCGUCCUGACUGUUCAUGCUCUACCUCUGCGUUUCCAAGAAGAACUCAAAAGCCAAGAGGUCUUGGAAGGAAGAACGGCCAUUCUGCGCUGUGCCUUAAAUAAAACUGCCAUGGUGGAUUGGAGAAAAGAUGCACAGAUGCUCCAACCAGGUGCAAAAUACAAAAUCAAACAGAAAGAAAAUGUUGCAGAACUUACAAUCCAGGAUGUGACUGAAGAGGAUGCGGGAGAAUAUUCCUGUAUUUGUGAAGAUCAGACCACAUCAGCCUCUGUCACUGUGCAGGUGUUACCUCCAGGUUUCAAAGUCAACCUGAAGAACCUUGAAGCUGCUGAAGAUGGCGCUGCCAUUCUUCGGUGCGAGCUGACCAAAACUCCUGCCCUUGUGAAGUGGUGGAAGGGCAGUGAGGCUCUGAAGCCCAGUGACAAAUAUGAAAUGAAACUGGAAGGUGUGGUUGCUGAAUUGGUGGUCCACCACUUGCAAAUGGCCGAUACUGGGGAUUACAGUUGCACCAUUGGCGAUUCGAAGACUUCAGCUUUCUUAAGGGUGAAUGCCAUCCCUGCAAGGUUCAAGAAAGGUCUGGAAGACCAAGAAGCUACAGAAGGUGGAACUAUUGCUCUCCAGUGUGAGCUGACAAAAACGGCUACGGUGGAAUGGAAAAAGAAACACAAGGCACUGCGUGCAAAUGACAAAUACAGCCUGAAGCAGGAAGGCCCUGUGGUAGAGUGUGUGAUCCAUAACCUUGGUCUUGGAGAUGCUGGAGAAUACUCCUGUGUCUGUGGUGAUCAGAAAACCACUGCGGAUCUGGCAGUCCGCGCGCUACCUCCCCAAUUCAAACAGGAACUGAAGGAUGUGGCAGCCAUCGAAAAUGAAACAGCCAUGUUGCAUUGUGAGCUCACCAAAGCUGCUCCUGUGGAAUGGAUGAAGGAAGAAAACAAAUUAAAAGGGGACAAAUACCAGUUGAGACAGGAAGCGUCUGUCGCUGAGUUGGUAAUCCGCAAUUUAGAAGUUGAGGAUGCUGGACGUUACACCUGUAUUUGUGGAGAUCAGAAAACUUCAGCUGUAUUGACUGUUAAAGUCCAGAAGCCUGAAUUCACACAGCGACUGAAGGAUGAGAAAGUGGAUGAGGGCACCACAGUCAGAUUUCGUUGUGAGGUGACAGUCCCUAAAGCUCCAGCAGAAUGGCGCAAAGAUGGUGCAAAAAUCCAUGCUGGUCCCAAAUAUGACAUCAGACAAGAUGGUGGCGUCCAUGAUUUGCUCAUUCAUAACUUGGAACCCCAAGACAGCGGAGAGUAUUCGUGCAUUGUUGGAGACCAAACCACGUCUGCCACAUUAUCUGUGCAAGCCCUCAAGCCUGAAUUUGUACAGCGCCUGAAGGAUGAGAAAGUGGAUGAGGGCAGUACGGUCAAAUUUCACUGUGAGGUGACAGUCCCUAAAGCCGCAGCAGAAUGGUGUAAAGAUGGUGUAAGGAUUCAUGCUAGUCCCAAAUAUGACAUCAGACAAGAUGGUGGCGUCCGUGAUUUACUCAUUCGUAACUUGGAACCCCAAGACAGCGGAAAGUAUUCGUGCAUUGUUGGAGACCAAACUACAUCUGCCACAUUAUCUGUGCAAGUCCUCAAAGCUGAAUUCACACAACGGCUGAAGGAUGAGAAAGCAGAAGAGGGAAGCACAGCCAGAUUACACUGUGAGAUCACAGUCACUAAAGCCCCCGUGGAAUGGCACAAAGAUGGUGCAAGAAUCCACGCUAGCCCCAAAUAUGACAUCCAACAGGAUGGGGGCAUCCAUGAAUUACUCAUUCAUAACUUGCAACUCCAAGACAGCGGUGAAUAUUCAUGUAGCAUUGGAGACCAAACCACGUCUGCCACGUUAUCUGUGCAAGAAGUGGACAUCACCAUCAUCCAGGGACUGAAAAGUGCAGAGGUUUUGGAAGAGGAAGAAGUCACCUUUGAGUGCGAAGUCUCCCAUGACAACGCAAAAGAUGUGGAGUGGAAAUUGCAAGAUUUGUCGCUUCAAAACAAUCAGAUGAAUGAGAUCUCAGUCGAGAGAGGACGGGUGCACAAGUUGACACUCCGCAACGUCACCCAGCAGGAUUCUGGCAUAGUCACCUUCCGGGUGGGACCGUAUACCUCCACAGCGAGGCUCAGAGUGGACGCCCCGCAUCCUGACUUUCAGCAAGAGCUGAGCAACCUAGAAUUGCAAGAAGGCAGCACCGCUUUCCUCAAAUGCGAAGUCUCUAUGCUCAACGUCUCUGCUAUCUGGAAAAAAGGCUCGGAAGUCAUCGCUCCGAGCGCCAAGUACGAAAUCAGUCAGCAUGGAACGACCCAUAUUUUAAAGAUUUAUGGUGUAACUCGAAGAGAUUCUGGAAAAUAUAUUUGCGACAUUGGACACGGGAGAAGCAUGGCCACAUUAUCAGUGGAAGCUCUCUCAGCCCGUCCAGUGCUUUUUCAAGUCCAGCUGGAAAACCAGGAAGUCAAGGAAGGGGCAACGGUCACCCUGGCCACUGCGCUCACAAAACCUGAUGUGCCUGUCCAGUGGAUGAAAGGCUCUGCCCAGCUGCAGCCAAGUCACAAGUAUGAGAUGAGACAAAAGGCAUCGUAUGUGGAGCUGCUAAUCCGUGAUGCAGAAGUGGAGGAUGCAGGCCACUAUACCUGUCAAACCGAGGAUCAACAGACCACUGCAUCUGUGCUUGUCAAAGAAAUACCGGCCACCAUAGAAGAAAAAUUGAAAGACCUCACUGUUCAUGAAGGAGAGGAUGCUGUGUUUCGCUGUGUGGUUUCUCAUGAGAAGGCCAAAAACCCACAAUGGAGUUUGGCAGGUGUGCCUCUGCAAUCCAAUGAAAUGAACCAAAUUAGCAUGGAAGGCAAAAUUCACACCCUCGUUCUCCGAAAAGUCACCCUUGAAGACUCCAGCACUGUCAGUUUCCAAGUUGGUCAGAAUUCAACACAGGCUCAGUUAUUGGUACAAGCUGCGCCAAUAAUCCUCCUUAAAAAGCUGGAGAAUGCAGAAGUAGCCGAAAACGGCAUGGCCACUUUCCGCUGUGAGCUUUCCAAACCUGGCGUCCCAGUGGAGUGGAGAAAAGGAUCAUCCCUGAUACAGCCCAGCCAGAAGUUUGAAGUCAAGACAGAAGGCAAUGCCUACAUUUUAAUCAUCCAUGAUGUGGUUCCAGAAGACUCAGGACAAUAUAUGUGCAGUGCAGCUGACAAGAAAACCACUGCCAAGCUAAACGUUAAAGCUCUGCCGGUAUUGUUCAAGCGAGGUCUGCAGAACAAGGAGGUUGAAGUAGGAAACACUGUGUCAUUGUGUUGUGAGUUGUCCAAGCCGAUGUCACCUGUGGUGUGGAGAAAAGGAAACACGAAGCUUCAGUCGGGUGAGAAGUACGAGAUCAGACAAGAAGGGAACUUUGCUGAGCUUCUCAUUUAUGACCUGGAAAUUCAGGACGAUGGCGAUUAUACUUGUGAUUCAGGAGACCAGCAGACCACUGCCACAGUGAAGGUCAAAGUAUUACCCAUCUUCUUUGAAGAAGGGUUGCAAAACGUUGAGUCAGAGACUGGAGGGAUAGCUGUCCUAUGUGGCAAGAUCUCAAGUCCCAACACUCCCGUGGAGUGGCGGAAAGGGUCCCUCAUUCUGCAGCCCAGUGCCAAGUACGAGAUGAAGCAGAAAGGCCCCGCAGUGGAGCUGAUCAUCCAUGAUUUGGAACCGGAGGAUUGUGGGUCGUAUACAUGCAGCACCGGAGACGAGCUGUCCACAGCCUCGGUAUACGUGCAAGAAGAGGAAAUACAGAUAGUUUCUGGUUUAAAGAACACGGAUAUUUUUGCCGGGGAAUCAGCUACUUUUACCUGCGAGCUCUCCCGAUCCGGAACACAAAAAGCGCAGUGGUGGCUGGACGGCUCCCCUCUUCACAACAGCCCUGCAAAUGAAAUCUCGGUGCAAGGUGGGACCGUUCACAAGCUGAUCUUAAAAGACCUGGGUCUCAAUGAUUCAGGAACAGUGAUCUUCCGAGCAGGUUCUCUGAUAUCCUCGGCUAAGUUACUAAUCAAAGAUCCGACCAUCGAGGUAGUCAGCCCCAUGCAGGACCUAACUGUGGAAGAAGAUGGGACUGCGGAACUCAUCUGCCAGUAUUCUCGGCCAGUGCAGGCCAUCUGGAAGAAGGAUGAUCAACCUCUUUGGGGAGAUGGCCAGCGAAUUGUGGUUGAGCAGGACUGGAACGUGGCCAGAUUGAAAAUCAAGCCGGCUUUUCCUGGUGACACGGGGAUUUACUCUUGUGAAGCUGGAGGCACCAAAGUGGUGGCCAUGCUUGACGUUCAAGCCAAGAACACAGUCAUCCAGGGCCUCGAGAACGUGGAUGCGAUGGAAGGAGGAGAAGCUCUCUUUGAGUGUUAUCUUUCCAAACCAGAAAUCUACAAUUAUAACUGGCUGAUCGAUGAUGUGCCGGCAAAAACAUCUGAAAAUGUAGAGCUGGUUUAUUUUGAAAAUGGGCUUCGCCAUCUUCUGCUUCUGAAGAACCUCAAAGUCCAAGACAGCUGCAGGGUGACCUUCCAAGCGAGCGAUGUGGUCACGUCUGCCUUCUUGACCGUAAAAGGAUGGAGACUGGAAUUCUUGCAGCCACUGACGGAUGUCACCAUCUGUGCUGGGGAACAAGCUGUCUUCACCUGUGUGUUAAGUGAAGCAGUACCCAUCCAUGAGGUUGCCUGGUAUAUUAAUGACAUAGACAUCCAACCAGACGAAAAUUGGAGAAUUGAAGUAGAAGAAAAUAGCUACAAACUCAUCCUAAAGAAAGCUCAGCUUCUCCACUCUGGAGAGAUAACUUUUGCUGCCAGAGAUGCUAUUGUGUCUGCAAAAUUGACUGUCACAGAACCUGUUGAAGUCACUCAGCCUUUGGUUGACCAGUCUGCUACGCAAGGAGAGAAGGCCAAGUUGCAGUGUGAAUUUUCCAGUGAGACCCAAGAGGUGAUUUGGGUCAAAGGGAAAGAACCGAUCCAGCCUGGUGGACGAUAUGAAAUCAUCUCCGAAGGCAAAAAACAGACACUCAUCAUACACGAUUUUAAAUUUGAAGAUCAAGGAUCCUACACCUGUAUCACCUCGCCUGAAAUAAAAACUUCUGCCAAUCUUUUGAUUGAUGUUUCUUCUGUGUCAAUGUUGAAAGAAGUUGUUGAGGAAGCACCAAUCUCUAAAGAGCCAACAAAGGUAGCAGAUGAAGAGGUUCAACCUAGCUUGCCACCCGAAGCUGCUCAGGAAGGGGACCUCCACCUUCUGUGGGAAGCUCUGGCCAAGAAGCGGAGGAUGAGUCGCGAGCCGACCUUGGACUCAAUCAGUGAACUGCCCGAAGAAGACGACAAACUUCAGAAGAGGAAGAAGGAGGAACUGGAGAUAACCGCAUACUACUCCGAGGAAUACUCUACUUGCGAUGAGUCCGCAAAAGCUGGAGAAGCAGAUUUUUCCAUCACAAGUUCAGAUGACGAAUCUAGAGCUGGGACACCUUCCUUAAUCACCUACCUCAAGAAGGCUGGGUCAUCUACAAUGAGCAUCAGUCACAAAGUCAUAGAGAAAAUCCCUCAAGAUCAGCAGAAGGUUGGUGAGGAACCAUCUCCUCCUGCAGAGUCAACUGAAAUGGAGAUCACUGAAGGGGACUUGGAGGACCCUUCCAUGUCUCAAGCUGCCGUCAAAAUCCAAGCAGCCUUCAAAGGUUACAAAGUGAGAAAGGAAAUCAAACAGCAGGAACGUCCAGUCUUUGCGGACACCUUCAAGGACUUUGUUGGCAAGAUAGGAGACACUCUCCAUCUGGAUUGUGUGGCCCACAGCAAGACAGACAUGACGGUCAGUUGGCUGAAAGAUGGUAAUGAAAUUAAGGAUGGGCGGCAUUAUCAUAUAGACAAUUACAAUGAUGGGACCUGUUCCUUGAUUAUCGCUGGUGUGGAAAUGAAUGACAAGGGGAAGUACACUUGUGAAGCCUCCAAUAAAUUUGGCAAGGUCUCCCACAGUGCCAAGGUGACCAUCCAACCUCAAGCACCUUCUCGAAAACCGAAAACUGCCAACAAGCUUCCCGACAGCGAAUCAGAGAGCUCAUCUGGCAGCGAAUUGGACGAUGCUUUCCGUAAAGCCGGUCGGAGGCUCCACAAGCUGUUCAAGUCCAAAAUCUCCACUGAGAUCUCCGAUGUCGACGAGGAACUGUUUGUCAGUGCGGACGAGGGAGAAAUUGAGGCAGUGGAUCGUCAGACCUAUCGGGAAGACGAACGCUACAUCUACAUCAAGUUUGAAGUUCACACGGAGGCCAAAACAGCUGCGGGUCGAUUUCAGGAGAUGUUUGCCGCUAUGGGUAUUCCUGUUGAGAUUGACAUUUUGGACCAGGGUCCUAAAAAGAUAGAGUUGCGUAUUGGGAAAGCCACUUCACCUCCUGCUGGACAGUUGCGGACUUUGGUUCAACGGCCACCACCUACUUUGCUGACCUCUGAUACUGCUCCAGUCUUCAUCACUGAACUUCAAAAUCAAGAGGUGCAGGAUGGUUACCCGGUCAGUUUUGAUUGCGUGGUGAUUGGCAAGCCAAUGCCGACUGUCCGGUGGUUUAAAGAUGGCCAUGUUCUUGAAGAAGAUGACCAUUACAUGAUCAAUGAGGACCAGGAAGGAUGUAAUCAACUGAUCAUCACAGCGGUGGUCCCUCUUGACAUGGGGGUCUACCGCUGCGUGGCUGAAAACAGCAUGGGGGUGUCUUCAACAAAAGCCGAGCUACGAGUGGACCUAACCAGCACAGAUUAUGAUACAGCCGGAGAUGCAACGGAGACCUCGUCGUACUACAGCGCUAAGGGUUAUCUGUCCAGCCGGGAACAAGAAGGAGUGGAGUCAACAACAGAAGAGGAACAGUUGCCUCAAAUCAUGGAUGAACUUCACGAUAUUCAUGUGGCGCCUGGAGCCCCUGUUGCCAAAUUCCAUUUAAAAGUGAAAGGUUUCCCUGAGCCCCGUCUCUACUGGUUCAAAGAUGGUCAGCCGUUACACACAAGUGAUCGUCUCCAAAGGACAGACAGCCAUGAGUUUCACGCUCUGGAAGUUCUCCAGGUCACCAAAGAGGACGAUGGCCAGUAUUCUGUCUUCAUCACCAACUCUGCUGGGUCUGCAUAUUCUGCAGCCAGGCUCAUAGUCAAAGGAGCUGGUGAGGACAGAAAACAAGAAAAAGACAUUUAUGAACAGCUGGUGCCACCAAGAUUCCUGGAAAGAUUUACCAACAAGAAAGUGAGGAGAGGAGUCAGCAUUACCCUUUCAGUGAAGGUGGAAGGGACUCCGUCACCCUCAGUAACGUGGUUAAAGGAAGAAUCUCAUGGUGAAGACAUCCUCUGGAUCAAAUCGGAUACUCCAGGUUAUAAACUGGCCAGUUCCAAUAUGCAGCACAGUCUGAUCUUAUUGGAUGUGGAAAAAACCUAUAGUGGAAACUAUACGUGUAUUGUCUCCAAUCAGGCUGGUCAGUCUAUCUGUAGUGCUUCAUUGGAAGUUUUGGAUGUGAAAGAGACUGAAUCUCUGACUCAGGAGCGUGUGAUGGUGACAGAGGCCAUCAUGACAUCAAUUGGAGCUCAAGCUUCUGAAGUCAGAAAAGGACAGCACAUGGAAGGUGACACAGUUCAGAGUCAGAUUUCUCUAACUGAAGUGGGAACCGAGGAAUUUCUGCAGAAACUGACAUCUCAGAUCACGGAAAUUGUAUCUGCAAAGAUAAGUCAAGCUUCCCUCCGAGUUCCUGGGGCUGACAGUGAUGAUGAAUCAAAAACACCGUCGGCGUCUCCACGGCACGGCAGGUCCAGACCUUCCUCAACUGCUCAGGAAUCUUCCUCCGAAUCCGAUGAAGGGGAUGCAAGGGGAGAGCACUGA
Notechis scutatus (mainland tiger snake) is the source of this 18722-nucleotide messenger RNA. Lineage: Eukaryota; Metazoa; Chordata; Lepidosauria; Squamata; Elapidae. The record is from RefSeq and is a predicted model, not a curated record.